GUGCUGGAUAGUACUAUCGAUAGUUCUACACUUCUAACGUAAACAUUUGCUGAGGUUAGAAUUUGGCAAUGGCUUUGGACAGUUGUACUUCUAAUGUUAGUCCCGCACUAGCAGUUCGUUCUAGCGUUGGAGUGGAACUAUGGGCUUGCGAAAAUACAGAUUUGCAAUACGUGUACAAAUCGAGUCUUCCUCGGGAGGAAACUCGGAAUUGUCGAUCCAUAUCAUUCAGUUCUGAUGGUCACUAUUUCGCUUAUUCAAAUGGCAAUGAAGUUAAGGUACUGAAUACACUGGAUUGGAAAGUCAAAUGUACGCUGCCUCGUCCAAAAGCCUUUUACCUCAAAUUCUCGCCGAUUGGAAAUUAUAUAUCGACAUGGGAGUUGUAUACUGUUACCAAAGACAAACCGGAGGGUUCCUCAAAUAUGUUCAUUUACGAUCUUAGUUCCGGAUCAGAAGUGUUUGAUAUUGUACAAAAAAAUCAAACUGAUUGGGAGCCAUCAUGGUCGACAGACGAGUCACUUUUUGCCAUAGUAAUAGGAGGCGAAGCACUGUUUUAUGAUCUAUCUGGUGACUGUAAAAAUUUUAAUACCUUUACGCGAAAGAUUGGAGGUAGCAGGGGCGCUGUUGUAUCUUUGUCCCCAGGCGCUAGUCCACCUUGUGUAGCGGUAUACACGCCUGGUGCUAAAGGAGGGCCUUCAAUGUGCAAACUGUACAAGUAUCCUUCACUUUCACAAAACCAAGCUAUCGCUUGUAAAAGUUUUUUUCAAGCUGAUCGUGUUGAUUUACUUUGGAACAAGCGUGGGUCCGGAAUACUUCUACUGACUUCUACCGAAGUUGAUAAAAGUGGGGCAUCAUAUUAUGGAAAUCAAGCGCUUCAUUUUAUGGCGACGAAAGGAGACUCGUGCUCCGUGCCGUUAUCAAAAGAAGGACCUGUUCACUGCGUUAAAUGGAGCCCAAAAGCAACUGAAUUCGUUGUUGUUUACGGAUUUAUGCCUUCAAAGGCAGCCUUAUACAACCUAAAAUGUGAUGUAGUUUACGAUUUCGGAGAGGGACCACGGAAUUGUGCAUUCUUUAAUCCUUUCGGAAAUCUUUUAGCUUUAGCAGGAUUUGGUAAUUUGCCCGGGAACGUAGAGAUUUGGGACAUAAAAAAGAAGGAAAUAUUAACCAACAUAAAAUGCCCCGAUACAACAUAUUUCGAAUGGAAUCCUAACGGCAUAUAUUUUAUUACAGCAACAACAGCACCAAGACUACGAAUCGGAAAUGGGUUUAAAGUGUACCAUUACUCUGGUGCCCUCGUGCACGAAACAAUAUGGCCUCAGGGACAAGAACUUUUAGGGAUCGAAUGGCAGAAAUAUGCUGACGGCACGUUUGAGGAACCAAUAAUAACAAAAGUUAAGCCCGAAGGGAUAAAAUCGAGUUUACCAGAGGCCAGUAAUAAAGCUUAUACUCCCCCACACCUUCGGAUGCUAAAGGAAGGAAAGGAUCCAGAACAAUUUAUGCCCCGUCCACAAGGAAAACCUAAUGUAACCCUGCCAGGUUCAUCUGCCAGCAGGAAGGGAGGAUUGAAAUCAAUGGCUGAUAAAUCUAAUAAGACAAAAAAUAAGAAAGAACUAGGCGUUGCAAAAAGUGGAGAGAAGAACUUAAGUUGUAAAAACGGCACGGAGUCGACUGUCGAUGAGUUUCAUUGCCAAAAUCGGAAGCACAAGCCGGCUAAGCAAGUAUUGGUAAAAGAAACAGAUUCGAUAAACGUUUUAAACGAUGGUCCUCAAGAAAUCCUCAAACAAGGACCCAAAAAGUCCGGUAAUCCUGAAAAAGAAAAAAAGAUUCGCCACGUAGCUAAAAAGUUGUCUGACAUUAAAAAAUUAAAGUUACGUCAAGAGCAAGGAGAAACACUUGAACUAAAUCAGCUCAAUAAAAUUUCCAUGGAGGCUAAGUUUUUGGAAGAAUUAAAAAUUUUAAAGAUGACUACGUAAUAGACCAGCAUUUUAAAUUGUGAUACAAAAUUUUGUCAUUGCCUUAACUUUAUUAUUAAGUUUACAAAUACAUAUGUAAAUUAAAAAUAUGAGAUUAAGAAUUAAUCUUUAUUUUAUAUUUGCUUUUGUAUUAUGUACAAAGCAUAUUGUAAUUAAUGCGUGAACAACAGAACAACAAUAAUCACGUGAACAGCUAUUAAUGACAAUAAACUUAUGUUCGGUAGACGCCUCCAUUGCAA
Rhagoletis pomonella (apple maggot) is the source of this 2209-nucleotide messenger RNA. RefSeq names its product eukaryotic translation initiation factor 2A (gene eIF2A). NCBI's taxonomy places the organism in Eukaryota, Metazoa, Arthropoda, Insecta, Diptera, Tephritidae. The record is from RefSeq and is a predicted model, not a curated record. Gene Ontology annotation, biological process: translational initiation. The transcript is spliced from 6 exons. Gene Ontology annotation, cellular component: cytosolic small ribosomal subunit. Gene Ontology annotation, molecular function: mRNA binding; ribosome binding; protein binding. Bases 69 to 1970 code for a protein of 633 amino acids.